Molecule: messenger RNA, 2433 nt
Organism: Perca fluviatilis (European perch)
Lineage: Eukaryota; Metazoa; Chordata; Actinopteri; Perciformes; Percidae
Gene: aco2
Product: aconitase 2, mitochondrial
Exons: 17
Coding region: 39-2384 (781 amino acids)
Biological process (GO): tricarboxylic acid cycle
Cellular component (GO): cytosol; mitochondrion
Molecular function (GO): 4 iron, 4 sulfur cluster binding; aconitate hydratase activity
Source: RefSeq, a predicted model, not a curated record
CGUCACCACUGACCGACACAUCUUUGUCAGUGAACAAAAUGGCAACCUACUGUCUCACUGUCGCCCGGCUCCAGCUGGCUCUGGGCCAUGGGGCACGGCGCCUGCAUGUAUCAGCAGCUUACAGAGCCAAGGCCAAGGUGUCUAUGAGCCGCUUCGAGCCCACUUCCUUCGUCAAUUAUGAGAGGCUCCAAUCCAACAUUGACAUUGUGCGAAACAGACUCAACCGGCCACUCACCCUGUCAGAGAAGAUCGUAUACGGCCACCUUGAUGACCCCCACAACCAGGAGAUCGACCGCGGUCGCACGUACCUGCGGCUGCGUCCCGACCGCGUGGCCAUGCAGGACGCCACGGCCCAGAUGGCGAUGCUCCAGUUCAUCAGCAGCGGCCUGCCGAAGGUAGCCGUGCCCUCCACCAUCCACUGUGACCACCUGAUCGAGGCCCAGACCGGAGGAGUGCAGGAUCUGGCUAGAGCAAAGGAAGUCAACCAGGAGGUCUACAAAUUCCUGUCCAGCGCUGGGGCAAAGUAUGGAGUUGGCUUCUGGAAACCAGGCUCUGGAAUCAUCCAUCAGAUCAUCCUAGAGAAUUACGCCUACCCAGGAGUGAUGCUAAUCGGCACAGAUUCCCACACGCCAAACGGCGGAGGGCUUGGUUCCAUCUGCAUCGGCGUUGGAGGAGCAGACGCUGUAGAUGUCAUGGCAGGAAUCGCCUGGGAGCUCAAGUGCCCCAAGGUGAUUGGCGUGAAGUUGACCGGUACCCUCUCAGGCUGGACGUCUCCUAAGGAUGUCAUCUUGAAGGUGGCCGGCAUCCUGACGGUGAAGGGAGGCACCGGAGCCAUCGUAGAGUACCACGGACCAGGAGUUGACUCCAUUUCCUGCACUGGAAUGGCCACCAUCUGCAACAUGGGAGCAGAGAUUGGAGCCACAACCUCAGUGUUCCCCUACAACCACCGCAUGAGGACCUACCUGGAGAAGACUGGACGUGGUGAGAUCGCUGCCCUGGCUGAUGAAUACUCCGACUCGUUGGUACCAGAUGAAGGCUGCGAAUAUGACGAGCUCAUCGAGCUCAAUCUGGACCAGCUGAAGCCCCACAUUAACGGACCCUUCACCCCUGACCUUGCUCACCCGGUGUCUGAAGUGGGUGCUAUUGCUGAGAAGAACGGCUGGCCGCUGGAGGUUAAAGUUGGUCUGAUCGGCAGCUGUACCAACUCUAGCUACGAGGACAUGGGCCGCGCUGCCUCUGUGGCCAAGCAGGCUUUGGAUAAAGGCCUGACGUGCAAAGCUCAGUUCACAGUCACCCCCGGCUCGGAGCAGAUCCGCGCUACCAUCGAAAGAGAUGGAUAUUCAAAGAUCCUUGGUGAUGUUGGAGGCGUGGUCCUGGCCAACGCAUGUGGACCCUGCAUUGGACAGUGGGACAGGCAGGAUGUGAAAAAGGGAGAGAAGAACACGAUCGUCACUUCCUUCAACAGAAACUUCACUGCCAGGAAUGACGCUAACCCUGCAACACACGCCUUUGUUACCUCCCCUGAGAUUGUCACUGCACUCGCAAUCGCCGGCACGUUAAACUUCAACCCAGAGACGGAUUACCUCACAGCCGCCAACGGCGAGAAGUUCAAGCUGGACCCCCCCAACGGAGAUGAGCUACCUGCCAAGGACUUUGACCCGGGCCAGGACACCUACCAGCACCCACCCCCUGACGGCUCCAGCGUUAAGGUGGACGUCAGCCCUACAAGCAACCGGCUACAGCUGCUGGAGCCCUUUGGAAAAUGGUGUGGCGGUGAUCUCGAGGACAUGAAGGUCCUCAUCAAGGUGAAGGGCAAAUGCACCACAGACCACAUCAGCGCUGCCGGACCUUGGCUGAAGUUCCGCGGCCACCUGGAUAACAUCUCCAACAACAUGCUGAUCGGUGCAGUCAACAGCGAGAACGAUGCCAUCAACAAGAUUAAGAACUACCUGACAGGGGAGUACGGACAGGUCCCCGAUGUGGCCCGUCACUACAAGGCCAACAGUGUGUCCUGGGUUGUGGUGGGAGAUGACAACUACGGUGAGGGCUCCAGCAGAGAGCACGCUGCGCUGGAGCCCAGACAUCUGGGAGGAAAAGCCAUCAUUGUCAAGAGCUUCGCCAGAAUUCACGAAACUAACUUGAAGAAGCAGGGUGUGCUGCCACUGACCUUCAACAACCCGUCAGACUACGACAAGAUCCGCCCUGAUGACACGAUCUCCAUCAGGGGACUCAAAACCUUCGCUCCAGGAAAGCCUCUCACCGCGCUCGUGAAGCACAGCGACGGCAGCGAGGAGGCCCUGGAACUGAACCACACCUUCAACGAGACACAGAUCGAAUGGUUCCAGGCAGGCUCCGCCCUCAACAGGAUGAAGGAGCUGCAAUGAUGGAGAGGAGUGAGAGGAACAAAACAUGUGGAGGAGGAUUUUCGGUGGG